UAUCGCCGCCCAGGAAGAACCGAGGAAGAAGAAGGAGCUUGUAUCCGUAAUGGCGAUACUCUUCGCUACUUCUUGUCUUAUAAUAAUUCUAUGCAUUCUUUUUGUUGUACGCUUAUAUUUAGUCAUCGGGAAUGUAUCACAAUAUGAAGCUGACAGCAAACGUAGCGUUACUGUGCUUGUUGUGGCGGGAUCGGGUGGUCACACUACAGAGAUGCUGAGACUGAUGGAACAUCUUUGUUGUGUCUUCUCACCUCGUUUCUACGUCAUCGCUGACUCUGACAGGAUGAGUGAGGACAAAGUUUCUAAAUUUGAAAAAUGCAAAGAUUGCAACACCUCUGACACCCAGUUCAGCAUUUAUCGGAUCCCGCGCAGCCGAGAGGUGCAUCAGUCCUGGGGUUCUUCAGUGGUGAGCACCCUGGGCGCCCUGUGGUAUUCUGUCCCGCUGGUCUUUAGACUCAGACCCGACAUGGUGCUGUGUAACGGCCCCGGCACGUGUGUUCCUCUUUGCCUAGCAGCCCUCCUGCUGGGAGUUUUGGGACUGAAGAAAGUGUUGAUCGUGUACAUCGAAAGUAUUUGUCGAGUGGAGUCCAUGUCGCUCACUGGCACCAUCCUCUACCGCCUGGCAGACUUUUUCUUUGUGCAGUGGCCGUGUCUCAGGGACCGCUAUCCCAAAUCCAUCUUCCUUGGAAGAAUCGUGUGAACUUUCAUCCCUCAAUAAAUACUAUUUACCA
Messenger RNA from Entelurus aequoreus (snake pipefish), 731 nucleotides. RefSeq names its product ALG14 UDP-N-acetylglucosaminyltransferase subunit (gene alg14). Gene Ontology annotation, cellular component: UDP-N-acetylglucosamine transferase complex. The transcript has 4 exons. NCBI's taxonomy places the organism in Eukaryota, Metazoa, Chordata, Actinopteri, Syngnathiformes, Syngnathidae. The coding region runs from base 50 to 700 and encodes 216 amino acids. Gene Ontology annotation, biological process: dolichol-linked oligosaccharide biosynthetic process. The record is from RefSeq and is a predicted model, not a curated record.